Molecule: messenger RNA, 4813 nt
Organism: Danio aesculapii
Lineage: Eukaryota; Metazoa; Chordata; Actinopteri; Cypriniformes; Danionidae
Gene: nf2b
Product: NF2, moesin-ezrin-radixin like (MERLIN) tumor suppressor b
Exons: 17
Coding region: 292-2052 (586 amino acids)
Biological process (GO): regulation of gliogenesis; regulation of organelle assembly; positive regulation of early endosome to late endosome transport
Cellular component (GO): apical part of cell; filopodium; adherens junction
Molecular function (GO): cell adhesion molecule binding; actin binding
Source: RefSeq, a predicted model, not a curated record
GGGCGGCAAAGAGAACCAACAACAAAGUGCUGCUAACUCCCUAUCCAACAUUUUCUACUCAAGAUAACAUCAUAUUUAUAUUCCACAAUCGUCCAGUUUAUAGUUUAUUAACAAAAUGGACACUCUUUAAACGAUUUCUACACUUUCGGAAAAGCUUACAACCAUUUCCAUGUAGGGGACGGACGAAAUCCGGUUUGCAUUGUUGUGGUUUAGCGGAGAGCCUGGAAACUCCUCGCCGUGGAUCGGGCCUGGUUUAACACAUAACCUAAUCAAGGUGUAUAUAAAGACAUAAUGUCAAUUUUGGGUCUGAAAAAGAAGCAACCAAAGACUUUUAAAGUCAAAGUCAGCACUAUGGAUGCUGAAAUGGAGUUCAGUUGUGAGGUCAAAUGGAAAGGGAAAGAUUUGUUUGACCUGGUAUGCAGGACCAUCGGCCUGAGGGAAACAUGGUUUUUUGGUCUUCGAUACACAGUGAAAGACACAUAUGCCUGGCUGAAGCCUGAUAAACGGGUUCUGGAUCAAGAGGUUCCAAAGGACUCGCCGAUAACAUUUCACUUUCUUGCUAAAUUCUUCCCUGAAAAAGUUGAGGACGAGCUCGUUCAGGAAAUUACUCAGCACCUCUUCUUCUUACAAGUCAAAAAGCAGAUACUAGAUGAGGAGAUAUUUUGUUCUCCAGAAGCCUCCGUUCUUUUAGCAUCAUAUGCUGUUCAAGCCAAGUACGGGGACUACGAUCCAAACUUUCACAAGCCAGGUUUCUUAGCUCAAGAUGAACUCUUGCCCAAAAGAGUGUUGAUGCAGUAUCAGAUGACACCAGAUAUGUGGGAGGAGAAGAUAACCGCUUGGUAUGCUGAACACAGAAACAUCACAAGGGACGAGGCUGAGAUGGAAUAUCUUAAAAUAGCCCAGGAUCUAGACAUGUAUGGAGUUAGCUACUUUUCGAUUACACAAAAUAAGAGGGACACAGAGCUUCUUCUUGGAGUUGAUGCUCAGGGUCUUCACAUCUACAACCCCAACAACAAGCUCAGCCCUAACAAAUCCUUCCCCUGGAGUGGAAUUCGAAACAUCUCCUACAGCGAGAAAGAGUUUACUAUCAAACCACUGGACAAGAAAAAGGAAGUUUUUAAAUUCUACUCAUCCCAGCUCAGAGUUAACAAACUGAUCUUACAGCUGUGUAUUGGGAACCAUGACCUGUUCAUGAGGAGGAGGAAGGUGGAUUCAAUAGAGGUGCAGCAGAUGAAGGCUCAGGCCAAAGAGGAGAAAGCCAGGAAAAAGGUUGAACGUCAGAUUCUUGCACGGGAGAAGCAGAUGAGAGAGGAAGCGGAGCGAGCGAAAGAAGAGAUGGAGCGGCGUAUGUUUCAGCUGCAGGACGAGGCUCGAAUGGCCAAUGAAGCUCUACUGCGCUCCGAGGAAACAGCCGACCUUCUGGCGGAGAAAGCCCAGAUCGCUGAGGAGGAGGCCAAGCUGCUGGCCCACAAAGCGGCAGAGGCUGAACAGGAGAGGCAGAGGCUGGAGGUCACGGCUCUUAAAACCAAAGAAGAGAAGAGGCUGAUGGAGCAGAAGAUGAGAGAAGCAGAACAACUGGCCGUUAAGCUUGUUGAGCAGUCAGAGAGGAGGCUAAAAGAGGCAGACCACCUGAAACAAGAUCUGAAUGAAGCUAAAGAUGCAGAACGGAGGGCAAAGCAGAAACUUCUAGAAAUCACCAAAACCACAUAUCCUUUAAUAGCAGCGUACUCCAACCCUCCUCCACCAGCUGGACCAGAGAGUCCAGAAAUGGCAAUAGAGAUGGGCAACCCCAUCCAAAUGGACUUUAAAGACUCGGAUAUGAAGAGACUUUCAAUGGAGAUUGAGAGAGAACGGCUCGAGUAUAUGGAGAAGAGCAAACAUCUUCAAGACCAGCUAAAGGAGCUCAAGUCAGAGAUUGAAUCCUUGAAGCUGGAAGAACAGCAGCAGGCUGGCAUUUACAACCUCAGGAGUUAUGCUGAACCGCCUUAUAUCCCACACAGCAAUAGAAACUCAGCCUACAUGGCUCAGAUGGCCUUCUACGAAGAAGUGUGAAAGAACAAUCCGGGCUCUGUUGGAGGAGCGGCAGGGUCUGGAGGAACAGUUUGCAGCUAUCACUGAAGCAUGCAUGUACACCAAAAAUGCAGCAACCUCAUAUACUGUGCUUUUUGAAAAUUAAUAUAUUUCUCUACCAGCCAGUUUUUGGUUUUGUGUACACCUCAAACGUCAUGUAUUACUAAUAUCACAAACAGUUUGGCACUUUCAAGCAUAUGAAACUGUGUUUGUUGAUCACCUGCCAAAAACAUGUCAGAAAUGCGUGCUCUGCAUUAAGGGAUAUUUCUGUGCCUUAAGAUUUUAGCAGGUUUUAACACCACCAGAAAAAAAACACUACGGUUUAGAAUGUAUUUUACCUUCUACUCUUUUCCUAUGGGAUGAUUGAUCAUUUUAACACUAGGUGCCUUUAACACGACACAGAUUUGGAGAGGAUAGUUCACCCAGAAAUGUAAAUUUGCUGUUAAUUUACUCACACUCCAGUCAUACAAGAUGUAGGUGACUUGACUUUUUAAUUUCUUCAGUAGAACGUUAUUACUUGGGGAAUCAUAAAUUGCAAACAUACAGCUAUACCAGCACUUUGAGAGUUAAAAAAACAUUCAGGCUAAACAAAAUUAACAUGUGGCUCAUGGUGAUAAACUGAGUUCUUAUAAUUUGGUUUUAUGCAAGAAACUGGACAUUAUUUACAACUUUUUUUAUCCUUCAGCCAGUCUAACAGUCUAGACCAGGGGUGUCCAAACUUAGUCCUGGAGGGCUGGUGUCCUGCAUAGUUUAGCUCCAACUUCCUUCAACACAUUUACCUGGAAGGUUUAGUAUACUUGGAAAGAUCUUGGUUAGCUGCUUCAGGCGUGUUUAAUUGGGGUUGGAAUUAAAAUAUGCAGGACACUGACCCUCCAGGACUGAGGUUGGCCACCCCUGGCCUAGACGUUCAAUUAACUGCAUUUUGCCUUUUCAGCAGAAAUGACUGUGAUCAGGGCUGGUGCGUCCAUAGAGUCCACAGAAUAAUGAGGGCGGUGUCCGCAACAAUCACAAUGACCCCCCCCAUAGGUCUUCACUUCGCAAACUGGUCACUUUUGUUUUCACUUUCAGAUUAAGGGCGGCGUGAUCGUCACUUGCCUAGAGCGCCAGUUCAACUUGUAACCACAGAUACAUGGACACUGGAGCGUUUUAAAGCUGUGAAGAUCAGUUGAUUCAUUAGUGGAUCGCUCGUCCAGCUGAUCUUCACAGCUUUAAAAUGCUCCAGUGUCCCUGUAUCCGUGGUUACACUCACUAAACAGUGGUGAGCUCGGUGAACUGAUAACCUUCACAGCCAAUCACAGUAAUUUCUGUUGAGCACGUGAACACAAUGGAAUAUCAGUGCUGUUUAAGAACGUGCUCAACAGAGCUCAAAUGUUGGUGGACGUUUUUAAAAUACGAGUACCGAUUGGUAUCGAAUUCCAGUAUUGUGACAACACUACUUUUAGUUGUUUUGACUCUUAGAAGUGCCUGUACUUUUUUUUUAAAUCAAGGUUUCCCCUAAAUGUUUUUAAUGUUCUACUGGAAAAAUCGAAUCUGGGCUAAGAUUAACAACAUACUUUAUUAUUAUUAUUUUUUUGGAUGAACUAUGCUUUUCACUGCAAUAUCUGUGAAUGGAAAUUGAUUUUAAGUAUUCGCCUGUCUUGAACGUUGGACUGUGUUCUUCAUCGAUUUUGUUUCUUCAAGCUUCUUGACUAUAUAGAUGAUUGAUAUUUUCUAGUCCACUCCAGUGCCUUUUGGAAAAGCUUGCACUACUCAUUGAGCUGAGUGAUUCUUUGCCCAUGCUCUCUCUUUUUCUGCUGUAUGACUGGUCAUAUAACCUGCUUGUUGAGCGCAUCAGCUAAAACAGCUCUAUCAAAUUCAGGAACGGAGGUAGAUUGAUGGCCUCUCUGUUUAUAAAUGUGCUGUACUCAUCCAUUUUGGCUGGAGACUGUUAAAUCUGUGACAGUUUUUGAUAUAGUGAUCCACAGGCAGAUUUAUUAGUUUAUCUGCCUUUUUCGGUGCCUAAAUCGACUGAUGCUUGGGCUUAGUGUUAUGGUUAUGAGCCAUGUUAACAUUUGAUCACAUUUCCAUCUGAGUAGCAUUUCAGAUCUUUAAAAACAGUUGUUUUUUUGUCCUUUGUUUCAAAACACAAUGUAUGGAACUACACAGGAUACAUUUUGCACUCUUUUUUUUUGGGAUGCUCUUGGAUAUAAAGACUGUUGCAGAAAUGUUGAUGAGAAAUGAAUUUGUGCGCUCGUAUAUAAAGGGAUGUGUUAUGAUGUUGGUUGUUUAAAGAUUGUUAUGCCUCAUUACGUUACAGCUGAUUUUGCAGCAUGCUAUAUUUUCAGCUAAAUAUAUGCAUUAAGAUGUAUUUUGGAGCAGUAUGUUUUGUAAAUACACUACAUGCAUUGCUAAGUCUUAGUUUAAGUAGUAGAAGACAUUCCUGUUAUCGCACAAUAGCUUGAGUUGUCUUAAAACCGAGUGACUUCACAAGGCAAUUGUUCAUGUUUUAAUGAAUGCCACAAACCCCUGCCAGUUUGAUUUGGUAUUUGUGUUUUUCAUCCAGUUGCACCACAUAACCUUGUGUUUUUGGCAUGGAUUUCAUGACACUGCAAUCUACAAGGAUGACUUUUUUUUCCGUGUUUGAUGGAAAUGUUUAUCAGAGCACAAACUGCCUAUGUUUAAUGUGCCAUGGAUUCAGACACAUUGUCAUGUCGCAUGUGCAGUGAAUUGUAAACUGAUAUACAAAUAAACUGCAUUAAAGGUG